AUGCAUCAGGGUGAGGAUGCGGCGGCUAGCGACGUGGUGAAGGCAGAACCGGACACAGGGUCGCCCUCUGCCGCCGCCCCUGCCUCCUCACUUCCUGAUGCCUCUACACCCAUAGAUCCGUAUGCUAUCCUCUCGGAAAUCCUUGCGGAAGGAGAAGAAGUUGCGCCAUUGCAGAAGCCUCCGGCGGUGACAACGACCUAUCAAUCGCAGAAAGAAAAAAAAUUCCUCAAGACGAAACACAAGCAGCUCCAGAAGAGUGUGAAACAACUGGGAAGCCGAUUGACUCAAGCAAAGCAAGAGCUGAAGAAAGCUAAGAUGGAGAUAGCCUUCCUCGAGGCAAAGCGACGGAGUCUCCUGGCCAAUGGUAAAUGA
Messenger RNA from Guillardia theta CCMP2712, 372 nucleotides. RefSeq lists its product as hypothetical. The transcript has a single exon. NCBI's taxonomy places the organism in Eukaryota, Cryptophyceae, Pyrenomonadales, Geminigeraceae. The coding region runs from base 1 to 372 and encodes 123 amino acids. The record is from RefSeq and is a predicted model, not a curated record.